Molecule: messenger RNA, 1284 nt
Organism: Glarea lozoyensis ATCC 20868
Lineage: Eukaryota; Fungi; Ascomycota; Leotiomycetes; Helotiales; Helotiaceae
Product: Acyl-CoA dehydrogenase NM
Exons: 3
Coding region: 1-1284 (427 amino acids)
Biological process (GO): L-leucine catabolic process
Molecular function (GO): flavin adenine dinucleotide binding; 3-methylbutanoyl-CoA dehydrogenase activity
Source: RefSeq, a predicted model, not a curated record
AUGGCGACCAUGAGAUGUAUGAGAUCCCUGGCUCGGCCGGCUUUGAAUAUCAGAUCAGCAGCACCGGCAAUAUCAAUGACGGCGAGGAGAAAUGCAUCAUCUAAACAUCCAAAGGGAUUCGAAGCUCCCUCUCAGAAUGAACUCGACGAACUGCGUGAACGAGUACAGGAAUUUACACGGCGCGAGAUUCCGGAGGAAGUAGCUUCCAAAACAGACAAAACCAACAAUUUUCCCAAUGAAAUGUGGCAAAAGAUGGGAGAUGCUGGAUUUUUAGGAAUCACUGUUGAUGAGGACGUCGGUGGCUUAGCAAUGGGAUACCAAGCCCAUUGUGUAGUUAUGGAAGAAAUCUCAAGGGCUUCAGGAUCCAUUGGUUUAAGUUACGCAGCUCACUCACAACUUUGUGUUAACCAGCUUCAACUGAACGGUAAUGCUGAGCAAAAGCAAAAGUUCUUACCGGGACUGAUUGCCGGGACUAAAGUCGGGGCUUUAGCGAUGAGUGAGAGCGGAGCUGGAAGCGAUGUUGUCAGUAUGAGAACAACAGCAAAGGCUGUAGACGGAGGUUACGUGUUGAACGGAACAAAGAUGUGGAUCACGAAUGGCCCAGAUGCAGAUGUUAUUGUGGUUUAUGCUAAGACGGAGCCAAAUGGCGGGUCCAAAGGCAUCACCGCUUUCCUGGUUGAAAAGCAAUUUGAAGGAUUCAGCUGUGCGAGGAAGCUAGAUAAGAUGGGUAUGCGGGGAAGUAACACCGGAGAACUAGUGUUUGAAGGUGUCUUCGUGCCAAAAGAAAACGUUCUGGGUGAGAUCAACCGCGGUGUGAAGGUGUUGAUGGAAGGACUCGAUAUCGAACGACUUGUUCUCAGUGCUGGACCAUUGGGAAUCAUGCAGGCAGCAUUAGACGUCACACUUCCAUUUACUCACCAGAGAAAACAAUUCGGAGCGCCAAUUGCUCACAACCAACUAGUUCAAGGGAAACUGGCAGAUAUGUACACCAAGCUGCAAGCAUCUAGGGCAUACACAUACGACACUGCUCGAAAGGUUGAUGAAAUCGGCCAGAUCAGAACACAAGAUUGUGCUGGAGCUAUUCUAUAUGCAGCAGAAAGAGCUACAGAGUGUACCCUGGACUGUAUCCAGUUAUUAGGAGGAAUGGGAUAUGUAGAGGAGAUGCCUGCUUCACGGUUAUUACGAGAUGCAAAAUUAUAUGAGAUAGGAGCUGGCACAAGCGAGAUUCGGAGGAUGGUAUUAGGAAGGGCAUUCAACAAAGAAUACGCUAGUUUUGCACAGUAG